AUGGCGAUUAACAAGAAGACCAAGGUGGCUGGUAAGAAGCUGACGCACAACCGACUUGCAGAUCCGGCUGUGCCGAAUGCCUUUGGCCGUAUCCUCCAGAACGGCCUCUACGAGUGUCGUGUGCCAGUUGGAGGACGACGAUGCGGAGCGCAGAUGUUAAACGCGAAACACAAUAUUCGAUCUCACAUCUCCAAGAAGCACCGCGAUGAUUCUGCUUAUAAGAAGAAUCAGAGAGCAGGGAUUUGGCCUUGCGUGAACGAGGAUUGUGUCAACGAGGGCCGAAUUUACCCCAACUUCCACUCGUUGGUGGGACACGCUCGUUCCGUACAUGGAAUGAAGGGAGAUUCCAAGCCGCUCAAGCAGAGAGCGACCAACCUUCGUCGAAAAAUGGCCGAGAAAGAGCGUCGGGAGAUGCGGGAUGCGGAAAGAGAGGCGCAAGAAAACGCCUCAGAUGACGCCGAAUACGAGGAAGAAUCCCUCUUCGUGGAGCAGCCCGACGAGCCUGAUGGUCCUUCUGGCGGCAAUUUUGAUCGUGAUCCUCCUGGCACGGGUGGCAGUCAGCCAAUUCCCGUUGCGUAG
This is a messenger RNA of Annulohypoxylon truncatum, 579 nucleotides long. RefSeq lists its product as uncharacterized. The transcript has a single exon. Lineage: Eukaryota; Fungi; Ascomycota; Sordariomycetes; Xylariales; Hypoxylaceae. Bases 1 to 579 code for a protein of 192 amino acids. The record is from RefSeq and is a predicted model, not a curated record.